Messenger RNA from Poecilia reticulata (guppy), 1561 nucleotides. Its product is annotated as transmembrane protein 14C-like. Gene Ontology annotation, biological process: regulation of heme biosynthetic process. NCBI's taxonomy places the organism in Eukaryota, Metazoa, Chordata, Actinopteri, Cyprinodontiformes, Poeciliidae. The record is from RefSeq and is a predicted model, not a curated record. Gene Ontology annotation, cellular component: mitochondrial membrane.
AACGAAGUUUACAGUUACGGAAUUAGUUCAAUCUGUCAGCUCUUAUUUCGAAAGCGACCAACUUCCGUUUAGGCGGAAGUGUUUUGAAACAAUGAACUAGUCAAGAAUUCGGUGCAAUAGUACGUGUUCUAAGCGUUUUUACUCAUUUUGUUUAAAACUAAGGACAGUUUGCGAUUAAAAACAAACUAAACUGUCUUUAUACAAAAUUAGUUUAUACAAGAUUAUCACAAACCUUGUAAGGUUUUGUUUCUCGGUCAGGAUUAGCUGCUUAAAAGGCUGGACUUCAUGGACUGGAUUGGCUUCGGCUAUGCUCUGUUUGUAUCAGCAGGAGGAGUUAUAGGUUAUGCUAAAGCAGGCAGCGUCACCUCUCUGGUCGCUGGUAUUGUCUUCGGCUUGGCGGCUGCAGUUGGAGUUUAUCUGACGUCUCAGAAUCCCAGGAAUGUUUGGCUUUCAUUGGGCACAGCGGGAACCUUGGCUGUAGUGAUGGGACUGAGAUUUGUAAACUCCUGGAAGUUCAUGCCGGCUGGUUUGAUGACUUUAGUGAGCGUGCUGAUGCUGACGAAAAUCAUCUUUGGAAUGCUGAAGUCAAGGCAACACAAAUCCUGAACUUUAAAUUUGGAAUAUGGCUUGUGAAACAUUUUUAGCUGAAUAGCUGUAAAAAGUGACUUGGAAUGUGAUAUUUGUUUUGUUUAAAAGUGGAAUAUUCUUUGAUUUUUGGGGUAUAACAAAAAGAAAUCCACUCAAAAUGCAUAAAAACAAACAGAAAUUAAAUGUUUACUUUAAUUAUUAGAUUCUAUGUAUAAAGUCAUAAUAAUUUUGUCUUUAUCAAAUUAUAAGGUGAUUUUAAUCUAAUCUCAAGUGAACAAAAACAGCAUUUUUACUUAAGAAAAAUGACAGCAAAAUAGAAAAAGCUAUUAAAGAAAAACUAAGCAGAUGCAAAUGUGUAGAAAAUGUGACUUUCUACACAGUUAAAUGGUAAAAUUUCCAGCUUUCCCAGACUUCACUUAAUAGACAUCCCGGUCUUUUUACAUUUAUUUUAAAAUAUAGAUUUAAAAGCAAAAUAUCCUGACACAUUCAGAAUAUAACAUACACCUGGGCGAAAAAAAAAAUAAAAUAAAAAAGCCACCACAUGGACUUAAUGGAUCUGGUUUUGAGUCUAAUUUUAUCCUUUAGUUAGUUUUCAAAUUUUUUUCCCACAUGUGCCUUAUUUUCUUUAUGUGUACCAUUUUUAUUGUGCUAAAUAAAUGAAAAAGAUUAAUAAUAAUAACAGAAGAAAACAAAAAGGACAAAACUCAAACUAUGUAAAUAAUGACUCGCAACUAGCUGGAAUUUUUAUUUUAUCAUUUAAAGUACCAGAAUCUGCUGGUAAUGAAAUAUUUUGUCUCUCUAAUUACAUCAUUUUCACAAAUUAAAUCAGAUUAAACAGUACGACUCAAGUAAUGAGUUGCAUUUUCAGCAACUAUUUUUCUACUCUUAUCUGUUUGUACGACUGCUUUUUAUUUCUACUUGAAUAAAAAUACAUUAUAUUGAAGCAUUGUUACUUUGACUUUAAUAAAAUGUU